Messenger RNA from Bursaphelenchus okinawaensis, 1887 nucleotides. NCBI's taxonomy places the organism in Eukaryota, Metazoa, Nematoda, Chromadorea, Rhabditida, Aphelenchoididae. The record is from the annotation of a GenBank genome assembly.
AUGAUGUUAAAGUUAAUUCUGAUCAAUCUGCUGCUAUUGAGGUGUUCAGCAACCUUUUCUUCAAACUUUUUAUUCUUCCUGGAGGACUUAUAUGGCCGAGAGAUUGCGGAGACCUUGGCCAGAACUGAUAUUGGGCAUGAAGGAUCGUUUGGGGGCGGAUUUCAUGUACCCAAGACUAAAACUGAGUAAGUGUGGCCUAAAGCUAAGCCUAACACUAAGCCUAACGCUAAGAUUAAGCUUAAAGUUAAGCCUAGUUCAUUUUUCAGUAGUGCAAGAACUUUCUUUACAAAGCCUCUUUUAAAAACCGCAAGAACUUUCUUUACAAAAAUUAUUUUUCAAAACCGCAAGAAAUUUCUUUACAAAACUCAUUUUUAAAAACUGCAAGAACUUUCUUUACAAAAAUUAUUUUCAAAAACCGCAAGAAAUUUCUUUACAAAUCAUUUUUCAGCAAAGACCCAGUAAUUUUUAUUCAUGGCUACACUGGAUACGCAGAUGACUUCAUGGAUCAAGUUGACUUUAUGAAACUACAAGAGUACGAUGAUACUACACUGUACGGUACUACAUACGGUGAAUGGUACGGACCCAUUGACAGAAUGAAUCAGACUGGUAUGGCUUGUAAAUACGUCAAAGCAGUAAGUCACUAGUCCUACCCUACCCUACCCUACCCUACCCUACCCUACCCUACCCUACCCUACCCUACCCUACCCUACCCUUUCCUAUCCUAUCCUACCCUACUCUAUCCUACCCUACCCUACCCUUUCCUAUCUUACCCUACCCUACUCUAUCCUACCCUACCCUACCCUACCCUACCCUACCCUACCCUACCCUACCCUACCCUACCCUACCCUACCCUUUCCUAUCCUAUCCUACCCUACUCUAUCCUACCCUACCCUACCCUACUCUACCCUACCCUACCCUACCCUACCCUACCCUACCCUACCCUACCCUACCCUACCCUACCCUACCCUACCCUACCCUACCCUACCCUACCCUACUCUACCCUACCCUACCCUACCCUUUCCUACCCCUACCCUACCCUACCCUACCCUACCCUACCCUACCCUACCCUACCCUACCCUACCCUACCCUACUCUACCCUACCCUUUCCUAUCCUAUCCUACCCUACUCUAUCCUACCCUACCCUAUCCUACCGUACUCUACCGUACCCUGCCGUACCCUAUAGUACCCUAUCUUACAGUACCUAACCUUAAACUGCCGUACCUUUCCCUACUCUACUCUACCCUAUCGUACUCUACAGUACCCUACCGUACCCUACAGUACCUAACCGUAAACUGCCGUACCUUACUCAACUCUACCCUACUUUACCUUAUCUUAUCUUAUCCUACCCUAUCCUACCCUAACCUACAAGUUCUACCAUUCUAAUUCUACUACAACCUUGUUCUCUUCCAGAUCCGUCGUCUAAUCGUAGCCGUGAGUAUCUACACCAACCGUACCGUAAACCUGAUCGGUGUCUCAAUGGGCGGUGCACUAACCCGUAAAGCAAUGUUAGGGGGUAGAUGUGUGGAAACUAAUGAAGAUCUUGGCAAACCCUUAUCACACCUUAUCAAUAACUACAUUGGAGUGGUUGGUGUUAUGCACGGUGCAGCGUUCUGCGAGAACAGUACGGAAGCCGCGUGCAAUAGUGUGUUCGGUAUGAGAUGUCACAGUAAAUACCUCAAGGACAUCAACUCAAAGACCGGGUACGAGGGUCGUAGACCAUUUGUCAUCGAAAGUACUGGCGACAUACUGGUUGGGUACAAUGUGUGUGGUACUCAUCCGAGCGAGUACGUCGGAGGUCAUAUCAUCAAGUACCAUGGCUUUGAUCAUACUCCGACCUACCGUAACAGCUUCCAAGUUCAAUAUCUGAUUGUUUCUGAACAGUUGUAG